AUGGCCAAUGACUGUAGCCUCAGCUCAUACUGGCAGUUCUGGGGCGACUGCGAAUGCAGUUGUCCUCAGUCCAACCCAGAUAUUGCUGGCAUCGGGCAGGUCAUAAGCUCAUUCAUCACAUCGUCCUCUCUGGCAAUCAUUGCUACGUGCCUUUACCUGAUCCUUAUUCGUUCUGGCCUCGAGCCCGAGGAUAGCUUUAACCCCAUCGAUGGCUGGAUGAGAAGGAACAUCUGUGAUCCCUGGGUCCGCUUUGUCACCAAGGUGCCAUUCAUCGAGUCCCGUAUCGACAAGAUCGAAUCUACUCUCUUCUCAUUUCUCCUCUCCCUCGCGGAUAUGCAACUGGUGACGGGGAUUGCCAUGCUUAGCGCCGCCGUGAUUAAGUUACAAGAUAAAAACGACGGAAUUAGCGCCUACCAUUUUAGUAUGGUGAUCAACUUGGCCUGGUUCAGCAGUAUGGUGCAUCAGCUUACUCUCCUGGCCAUCCGGACCAAGGUCGUCGGGAGUAUGAAAACGCAGCAUCGUGGUGUGUGGCCCGACCGCAAGAAUUCAUCUCGCUCCAGGAGAGCCAGAGCCGCCAUCGGCUGGGGAGGAGAUCUCAUGGUCCGAGUCACAAGCAUGCUCAUAUUGGCAUCUUUGCUUCUUUACUGCUCUUAUGUGUCUGGAGCUAAGGAUUGGUAUACCUACUCCUACUGCUCUGCCAGCUGUGCCCUUGGGAAAGAGAGGGGAGGCGAACCGCUGUGGUGGACGGGGUUCAAUUUCUGCAUGGUCUUGUUUGAGUACCCAAGACGAUGUCUAUUACUUUGGCCAGCGCUGGGCCACUGGUGGAUUGAUCAUGCGAGACACCUUGUUCUUGACGACAAAGGCCGUGAAGGAUCACCCAAGGGCGACGCAUUGCCACUCUGGAGACGGAUAAUUGUUUGGCUAUACUAUAUCGGGUCAUCCGAAACUAUCGACGCUAUUUCUACCUCGUGUAUCUGGUUUGGACUGGGCCUGUAUUGGACUUUUGACGAAAGAAAGAGAUUCCACGAGUCAUGGAGAGCGCUCACCGACAUCGUCAACGAAGACGACGUCAAAGGAUUCGGACAGCUGAUGCCUAUUUUGCUGUUGGGGAUGCCAUUUCUUCAGGGGCUACAGACGUACUCCGGUAAGUCGCCCAUCCUUUGA
Messenger RNA from Fusarium falciforme, 1164 nucleotides. RefSeq lists its product as hypothetical. Lineage: Eukaryota; Fungi; Ascomycota; Sordariomycetes; Hypocreales; Nectriaceae. The record is from RefSeq and is a predicted model, not a curated record. The coding region runs from base 1 to 1164 and encodes 387 amino acids. The transcript is spliced from 2 exons.